Carassius auratus (goldfish) is the source of this 693-nucleotide messenger RNA. RefSeq names its product dynein light chain roadblock-type 1. Bases 133 to 423 code for a protein of 96 amino acids. Gene Ontology annotation, biological process: microtubule-based movement. The transcript is spliced from 4 exons. The record is from RefSeq and is a predicted model, not a curated record. Lineage: Eukaryota; Metazoa; Chordata; Actinopteri; Cypriniformes; Cyprinidae. Gene Ontology annotation, cellular component: cytoplasmic dynein complex.
UCCUGCUUUCAUCCAGCACAGCAGAGGGCAGUAAAGAGUGACCGACCGUUCAAACGACAUACUUCUAGUUCCGUUUCGUUCCGUAGCUUGCAGCAUCAAUCUAAGCAAAGAAAAAUACGACUUACCAUCACAAUGGCUGAGGUGGAAGAGACGAUCAAAAGGAUUCAGAGUCAGAAAGGAGUACAAGGAAUCAUCAUUGUUAAUGCAGAAGGCAUCCCUAUCAAAAGCACUCUUGACAACUCAAGCACAGUUCAGUACGCUGGUAAUGUCCACCAGCUGCUCAUGAAAGCUCGGGGAAUGGUGAGGGACAUCGACCCUCAAAAUGAUCUCACCUUUCUCAGAGUCCGAUCAAAGAAGAAUGAGAUUAUGAUUGCCCCAGACAAGGACUAUUUCCUGAUCGUCAUUCAAAAUCCUACAGAGUAGCCGUGGAUUCUUCAUAUUUGCCGAAAGUGUUUCAAUUCAUGUUCUAGGAAAGUGAAGUUCUUGCUUAUUGCAAAUAUUCAGUUUGUACUGCUGUUGCUUAUCAUUCCAAUAAUAUGCUCUUUAUUUCGUAAUUUAUUGUUUUCUCAUAUUGUCUCUUUUGCAUCUACUUCAGCUGUUCAUCAUCUUUAAGCAUCAACAUGACACUAUGACACACUCUACUUGUUUGUGUAUGCUAAAAGGACAAAUAAAACAACAAUGCAUUUCCUUUCA